AUCAGACAUUUUCAGUCGAUACUCCCCCCGCCCAUGCACCCGCUGCAGCCAAUCACAGCGAGCCACCCUCGACUCACCCUUAUCCCGACCAAUCACCGCUCAGAAACCUGGCGACACUAUGGUUAGGGGUGCGCUUUUCAAUAAACAAUGAAAAUUGGACUUAAACAAGCUGUUCAGAGGGUUGAUUUUCGAGAGGUGAGUAAAUUUAAUAAAAUGUUAGCAUGAAAAUAUGAAUUUGUAUUUUGAUUUAGUACAGCUCGCGACGCGAUAGGUUCAGGUUCUGACCAGAGUGUGCUAGUGCUUCUAAAGAAGGUGCUGCGGUGGCAGGGGCUGUUUUCUAGAUAAGCGAGGGUGCCAGGUAUCAAGAUUCAUUUCCCGCUGAUGUCAUACGGAAGCGACACGUCGCACGUUUGGAGCGGAUCUGCAGGCAGUGAGGUGUCCCCAUACGGUCCGCUGUGGGACGCGCCUCCCGCGUCGGUACCCUACCCCGACAUCCUGGCGUUCCCGCCGGCCGACCUGGUGUGGUCGGCGGCGGGAUGUGGCCGCGGCCCGUCGCGCGCGUCCUCCGGCGGCAAGAAGCCGCGGCGUCGCGUCGCGUCUGUCGCGCAACGUCGCGCGGCAAACAUAAGGGAGAGGCGACGGAUGUUUAAUCUGAAUGAGGCCUUUGACAAGUUGAGGAGAAAGGUCCCGACGUUUGCGUACGAGAAACGUCUCUCCCGUAUCGAAACCCUCCGUCUUGCCAUCACGUACAUCAGCUUCAUGUGUGAGCUCCUGCACGGAUCUCCGCAACCGCAUCAUGCACCACCUAUACAGAGGCACGUCUUUGAUGGAGAUGUGCCGUGGUGCGGUUAA
Messenger RNA from Cydia amplana, 852 nucleotides. Its product is annotated as protein Fer3-like. Lineage: Eukaryota; Metazoa; Arthropoda; Insecta; Lepidoptera; Tortricidae. Gene Ontology annotation, molecular function: RNA polymerase II transcription regulatory region sequence-specific DNA binding; DNA-binding transcription factor activity, RNA polymerase II-specific; protein dimerization activity. The transcript has 4 exons. The coding region runs from base 382 to 852 and encodes 156 amino acids. The record is from RefSeq and is a predicted model, not a curated record. Gene Ontology annotation, biological process: developmental process; regulation of transcription by RNA polymerase II.